Messenger RNA from Guyanagaster necrorhizus, 386 nucleotides. RefSeq lists its product as uncharacterized. Gene Ontology annotation, molecular function: RNA polymerase II cis-regulatory region sequence-specific DNA binding; DNA-binding transcription factor activity, RNA polymerase II-specific. Gene Ontology annotation, biological process: regulation of transcription by RNA polymerase II. The record is from RefSeq and is a predicted model, not a curated record. The annotation marks the transcript as partial. The transcript has a single exon. Lineage: Eukaryota; Fungi; Basidiomycota; Agaricomycetes; Agaricales; Physalacriaceae.
CCAGUCAAGUAUCACCACCACAAUCGUCAGCUCAGCCGUCUCACGGUUAUUCUCACCAUCAUACCAACUCUUCUUCUUAUCCUCCCCAUCCUCCUGUAUAUUCUCCGUACCCCCAGCCUUAUGGACAGUCUCAUUACGGGCAGUCUCAGGAGCCAGUAACGGUUCAUUCUCCACCAUAUGACAUGUCCAUGUCCUCGUCCCCUCCCUUUUCCUCCGAAUAUGCCAUGUCUCUCCCUCGCGCGUUUGGCUGUGACAUGUGCUCCUUAUCGUUCCAUCGACAGCAUGAUUUGAAGCGCCACGAAAAGACCCAUUCUGGUUCGAAACCCUACACCUGUAAUGGUGGCUGCGGGAAAACGUUUACGAGAAAGGACGCGCUGAAGCGUCAU